UUGUAAGGGAUGACGAUCUUUGUACCCUGCCCUAAAAGCAUAUAAAGGCCCAGCGGCCCAGGGGGCAGUAAAGCAUAAUGGCAUCAGCCCCAUGGAGUGCCCUGUUCUGGGUUGCUGCAAUUAGCACUGUUGGCUUCAGAAUCCUUGAAGGCAAAGGUCCAGAAGGCGCCCACCCAGAAGUUGCCACAAAAUAUGGACAGCUCCGAGGGAAGCAAGCGAGUGUAAAGGGCACAGAGCGGCUGGUUGAUGUCUUCCUGGGCAUCCCCUUUGCAAAGCCUCCCACUGGCUCCUUGAGAUUCUCCUCACCGCAACCGCCUGAGCCAUGGGAUGGCGUGAGAGAUGCUACCACGUACCCAGCAGUGUGUCCCCAGGAUCUGGAUAUACUCAAAGGAAUUCAGAAGAGAUGGAAAGAAAAGCACCCGCCCUUCCGAAGUUCCGAGGACUGUUUGUAUUUAAACAUUUAUACUCCCGCAGAUUCCCCCAAGGCAUCUAAGUUGCCAGUGAUGGUGUGGAUUCACGGAGGGAACAUGAUCUUUGGGGCAGCUUCCAGGUUUGAUGGUUCCGCGCUAGCUGCCUAUGAAGAUGUGGUGGUGGUCAUCCUUCAGUACAGGCUGGGCAUUUUGGGGUUCUUCAGCACAGGGGACGAGAGUGCUCGAGGGAACUGGGCCCUUUUGGACCAGUUAGCAGCUCUCCAGUGGAUCCAGGAAAACAUCAGAGAUUUCAGGGGCGAUCCGGAAUUGGUGACUCUCUUUGGUGUCUCUGCAGGAUCCAUGAGUGCUUCAGCCCAUGUUAUGUCUCCCUUGUCAAAGGGUUUAUUCCACAGAGCCAUCCUGGAGAGCGGUGUCUCACAGCUUCCAAUAGUCUUCCAGAACAGGUCUCAGUCUGCUGAAAAAAUUGCGCGUAUCUUUGGCUGUGAGAUGACCACUUCAGCAGCCUUAGUCCAGUGUCUUCGGCAGAAGAGUGAUCAGGAGCUGAUCCACGCUGACCUUAGCAUGCAGGGCUUGGGGCCAUCUUUGGAUGGUGUGUUCAUGCCGAAGACCCCAGAGGAGAUUCUGGCUGGGAGGGAGGUCAGUGCUGUGCCCCUCAUGGUCGGAGUCACCAACCAUGAAUUUGGCUGGAAUUCGCGUGUGACUGGGUCCAUGGAAGGGUUUAAGGAAGUGGGAGACAGGGACAGAAUCCGUACUACUUCAGAAGCAAUCCUCCCCAUUUUGGGGAUCCCACUUGAACUCCUGCCAAUGGUACUUGAGGAGUACCUUGGGGACACCGACAACCUGGAUGAGCUCAGAGAUGGGUUCCUGGACUUGAUUGGAGAUGUGUUCAUUGUUAUCCCAUCCAUAAAAACAUUACGGUAUCACAGAGAGACCGGGGCUCCCACUUACUUCUUUGAGUACCAGCACCGUCCCAGUUUGUACCACGAUACCAAACCAGACUACGUGAAAGCGGAUCAUGCAGACGAAGUUGGGUUCGUCUUUGGAGGGCCGUUUCUCACUGGUGACAUUCGCCUGCAUGGUGACGCCACAGAGGAGGAGAAAGUUCUUAGCAGAACCAUGAUGAAAUAUUGGGCUAACUUUGCUCGCAGGGGAAACCCAAAUGGAGAAGGUUUGGUAGAGUGGCCGGCCUAUAACACCCAGGAGCAGUAUCUAGAGAUAAAUCUGAAGCAAAAAGUCUCACUGAAGCUGAAAGAGAAAAAAGUGGAAUUUUGGCUAAAGACUAUCCCUGAGAAGGUGAAUGAGUUGAGAAGAAAACACACGGAGUUGUAAUUCUCAAGCAGCUAUGGACAAUAAAUAGAGCACCAAAAUGACAAAUGAUAGUUACUUGUUAACAUAUAUUUUUCCACAAAACAAAUACAGCAUAUUUCUUUAUUCUGAGCUGCAAAAUAAUGGAGUAGGUAAUAGAAAAAAUUAGUUAAAUAAACAUCUCUAUCUUGUAAAUUAUGUUUAUUCCUUUCCUGCAGGAGGUAUACACAUUGUUACUAAGCCUAGAUAAAAGUUACCUUUUGUUUAAUUCAGUGUUUAGUUUCAGAUCUUUUGCAUAGUCAAAAGGAUGCAGUAACAUAGUUAUGAUUUACAAAACUUGAAAAAGAAUUAUAAAAAUGAAUAUAGUGUUACAUUUAGACUUUCAGAAUAAAGGGAUGCCAUUUUUAUGUCAGAAAA
Molecule: messenger RNA, 2153 nt
Organism: Lacerta agilis (Sand lizard)
Lineage: Eukaryota; Metazoa; Chordata; Lepidosauria; Squamata; Lacertidae
Product: fatty acyl-CoA hydrolase precursor, medium chain-like
Exons: 13
Coding region: 78-1760 (560 amino acids)
Source: RefSeq, a predicted model, not a curated record